AUGCAGCCACUGGACAUAAAUGAUCAAGAUGUAUACCUAGACCACGCUUUUCGGUACACGAUCCUAGAUUUGAGCGACUCGACCACAAACACAAGGUUUUGGGUUGACUUCCUUCCUCGCUCCUUGUCACAUAUCGAGGCAAUACGCUUUGCCUUGGUAGCACUCGCAGCUGCGCACGUUGACUUCAUUACACGAAAAACGGAUGGAUGCAGCUCAUUAGCAGCUACCAAGCACGAGCGGUCUGCCAUACUAUACUAUAACCUGGCUAUCCGGCAUUUGCAGCCUCUCUUGUCCAAGGCAACGCCAGAAAACACCGAAGCUGGUUUGGCUUGUUGUAUCUUGUUCAUUUGCCUCGAGAAUCUUCGCGGACGAUACGCCGAGGCACUUAAGCACUUACAAUCUGGAGUGGAUUUGCUUGUAUCCAUGUUGGUCUCCGGCUCGGAGCGUUAUUGUUUGACCACCCGCAGAGGCCGUGUGCCAGUGGCUCUGUAUAAAGCAAUUUCAUCCCAACGCCAAUACAGGCAAACCCUAGGCCAUGUCUUUGUCUUGUUCUGCCGCCUCAGUCUGGAGACGCAUAUACUUACCGACAAUGAAGUGACUUCGCUGACGACCGUCUCACAAGCCAACCCAGACCUGAGCCGAGCCGAGCUGGAGUCGCUUGCGCCCAUCACGACAUUAGAUGCUGCUAGAGAUGAACUCCACUCGUUUGAGAUUUCUCAUGAUAUUUUCUAUCAACAGACUUACAGCAACAUCAGAAGCAGGCCGUCAUAUACUAAUGCGACACCCACGCAGCAGCCUGAGUGCUUUUUGACGCGGUUCAGUGAGAAUGACAAGACCGCUUAUCAACAUUUAUACAAGCAGUUUUGGCAAUGGAGCAUUCGUUUCGAUCGGUACUUGGUCGAACGCCAUGCACAUCCAAGGUCGUCACAGGAUCUAUCUAAAAUAUCCAAGAUACGCCUUCUACAGAAAACGUGGAUUGCCAUACUAGACGAAGAGCCAUGGAGGUUCAGCGGCCAGAGUGCCCCCAUACUUGGCGUCUUGGAUGAAUUUCUGCCCGAAGUUGAGUCAAUCAUCAAGUUAAGGGGUCCGUCCUCCCGGCGCCUCUUCACUUUUGGCGCCGAUGUUAUACCCUAUAUAACACUGGCCGGGUGUCUGACAGAGGACUUGGGAUUACUGCGGCGAAUUAUUGCCGCCCUCAAGCUGCUCGAUCGAAGAGAAGGAUUCUGGGACAGCAAUGAGAUUGCCGAGAUCUUUGAGGCCUCCAUCUUGGCACGCGCAGAGCAUGGAGCGAAUAUUACAGGAAGCAGGGGCAUCUUGCAAAUGGCCAGUGAUCUCUUAGCAUUAGAUACCCGAUAUCUCUCGCCGACCAACUCCAUCUCUCUAUUAGCCAAAAAUACCGAGUCAUAG
Messenger RNA from Pestalotiopsis fici W106-1, 1407 nucleotides. RefSeq lists its product as uncharacterized. The transcript has a single exon. The coding region runs from base 1 to 1407 and encodes 468 amino acids. Lineage: Eukaryota; Fungi; Ascomycota; Sordariomycetes; Amphisphaeriales; Sporocadaceae. The record is from RefSeq and is a predicted model, not a curated record.